UGGUGAGGGCGGGGCCGGCGCCGGGUGGCAAAGUCCGAAGAGCCGCUAAGAUGCUGCUGGAUUUGUCCGAGGAGCACAAGGAGCACCUGGCCUUCCUGCCGCAAGUGGACACUGCAGUGGUCGCCGAGUUCGGGAGGAUCGCCGUGGAGUUCCUCCGACGGGGCUCAAACCCGAAGAUCUACGAAGGCGCCGCCAGAAAACUGAACGUGAGUAGUGACACUAUCCAGCAUGGUGUGGAAGGAUUAACGUAUCUCCUCACGGAGAGCUCAAAGCUCAUGAUUUCUGAACUGGAUUUCCAAGACUCUGUCUUUGUUCUGGGAUUCUCUGAAGAACUAAACAAAUUAUUGCUUCAGCUGUACCUGGACAACAGAAAGGAGAUCAGAACUAUUCUGAACGAGUUAGCACCUCGUCUUCCCAGUUACCAUAGUCUUGAGUGGCGGCUAGAUGUACAGCUUGCAAGCAGAAGUCUCCGGCAACAGAUUAAGCCAUCAGUGACCAUAAAGCUGCACCUCGAUCAGAAUGGCGACCACAGCACUCAUUAUUUGCAGACAGACCCAGCUACCCUGCUUCAUUUGGUUCAGCAGCUGGAGCAGGCGUUAGAGGAAAUGAAAACAAACCACUGCAGGAGAGUAGUCCGCAGCAUCAAGUAGCUCUGAGGUUCCCUUCCUUCCAGUUGGAGACACAGGCGUGGCAGUGGAACGUCUGGAUUCGUGGAGUUUCUUUCCCUGCUUAGGAUGUUGAAAUCUUGAUCAGAAGCUGAGCCGCAGCUCUGUUUUGGUGCUGAAUGCGGUCAGCUUCUUGGCAGGUUGGAAAGCAUUUUUUACUUCAAGUGUGUAAAGAGGAUGGACCAACUAAGAUGGAUCAGUACUGUUCCUGAUUUCUGUGGAUAUGUGACUUCGGACUUGGAUAUUUUUUUUAUCUACUUUAUUUCCUUUGUUCUUGAUCAAAAUUUGAAAAUAAAAUUCACUGUUACUACUUAGAA
This is a messenger RNA of Mus caroli (Ryukyu mouse), 982 nucleotides long. It is a transcript of the gene Commd2, whose product is annotated as COMM domain containing 2. Lineage: Eukaryota; Metazoa; Chordata; Mammalia; Rodentia; Muridae. The record is from RefSeq and is a predicted model, not a curated record.